AUGGAGGCAGGAAGUAGAAUUUUGUCAAAGUUAGAGACUUUAAUAGAAUCUAAGCUGCAUCAUUUUGAACAGAAAAUGAACAAUAUUUCGCAGAAUCAGAUUUCGGCGUGUUCCAAGCUUGAAAAUUACAGUUUCAAGAAGAAAGGUCACGAGCAGCAGUUCACGGUAAACGCUAAAGUAAUGGACAAGCUAAGACAAGCAGAUAGUUUCAUGGCUGAUAUCGGCGACGAAGAUUCUAACUCGGCUGCUCAAAACGCUAGAGAAAAAAUUUCAGAAGACGACGGUCUAGGGGAAGCCAGUACUUUUGAUACGGCAAAAGAAUAUAGUAUUUUUGCUAGACAAGAUUUAAUCAAGUUUGGUUUUUUAAUAGCGGAAGAAAAAUGUCAGUGGGAACCUACACAGCAAUCCGUUUGGGUAGGAUAUUUUUGGGAUACAAGGGAUGGUAUUUUAAAAGUUACAGAAGAUCGAAUAUGUAGAACAGAGCUGUUUCUAGAGAGCUUGAUUAAAUCAGUAUGCAAGGGUGUAGUCUUAUUUCCUGUGAAAAAAUUAGCAUGCUUAACGGGACAGUUGAUAUCGAUGAUGUUUGUUUUUGGGUCUGUUGCAAGGCUGAGAACCAGAUAUUUAUAUGAUUGUGUCAAUAGUAGAGCAAGCUGGUGCGCUCCUGUUAAGUUAAGCAGUGGUGCUUUUGACGAACUGAUUUUUUGGAGGGAAAAUCUAAGAAAUUUAAAUAAGAGCCCGUUACAGUCUGAAUCAGGUGAUACGACAUACGUCUGUGUUGACGCCAGUGGAUCUGGAAAUUGUAACUAUGCCAACGUCUUUGUUGACGCAAGUAAUUUGGGUGUCGGUGGUUAUAUACAAGGUAGCACAGAGAGCGACGUAGUAGGUUCUUGGUUAGAAUCCGAGAGCAAUUUAAGUUCUACAUGGCGUGAGCUUGAGUCAGUGUACAGGGUAGUACAUUCAUCUAUUCCCGAGCUGCAAGGGAAAGAAGUCUUGAUUAACACAGAUAAUAAAAAUGUAUGUACAGUGUUAAAAUCAGGUAGUAACAAGCCUCAUUUACAGCAGAUUGCUAUAAAGGUAGAUAAAUUGUGCACUAAUAAUAACAUAAGAUUGCAUUCACGAUGGUUGCCAAGGAAAUAUAAUACUGAUGCCGAUUUUCUCAGCAGGUGUACAGACAGUGAUGAUUGGUCAGUUGUUGAAUGGGUUUUUAAAGUUUUAAACGACAAAUGGGGAACUCAUACGUACGAUCGCUUUGCAUGUCAUUAUAAUGCCAAAUGUAAGAAAUUUAAUUCCAGAUACUGGUGUCCUGGAACUUCCGGAAUAGACGCUUUUGAACACAAUUGGGUAGGCGAAAACAAUUGGCUUAAAUCUGGCACAAUGCAUAAAGACAGAAGUGCAGAAGACAGGCGUUUUAGACAGUUCUUUCACAGACACAGCACGGAAGAUGGCAGAUUUUCUUGUAAACUCUAA
Molecule: messenger RNA, 1467 nt
Organism: Mercenaria mercenaria
Lineage: Eukaryota; Metazoa; Mollusca; Bivalvia; Venerida; Veneridae
Exons: 3
Coding region: 1-1467 (488 amino acids)
Molecular function (GO): nucleic acid binding
Source: RefSeq, a predicted model, not a curated record